AUCAGCUGAGCACACAAUUACACGUUUCUCCUUUGCCAUCAUUUGAGGCGACGUUUUUUUUUUCUUCUAAAAAAAAAAACCGCCACCCUUCCUUUUUUCUUACAUUAUAUUCAAGUCUUCGCCGCCGACCGGGUGUCGGAUCAUCACAUUUAACAUCCUCCCCCCGCUCUCUCCCCAAACCAUCACGAAACAAAACCAUGCCGAAACAAAAACCUUCAUCGGCGAAAGCGCUAUACAGGGCCGCCGCUAGCGCACGUUUCCUGGCGGAGGACGUGCGUGCCGCGUUACUGAUUUGUCCGCAGUUACCGCAUGUGGAUGAGAUUAUCCGGGGUGUGGACGAGAUUGGGGGGGUGUUGGAUGGGGUUCUGGGCGGGCUUCGUGAUGGGAGCGAGAAGGAGGGGCUAGAGAGGGAGGUUGUGGAGAGGUGUAGGAGGACCCUGGAUGCGGUUGUUGGGGUUGUGGAUCUUUUCCUUGAGGAGGAGGUGGAGGGGUACUAGCGAUGAAGAGGGGUUUGAGGGAAUCGGGUGCGGUAGAGGAGUUUGAGGGAUGCGGUUUCUUUGGGUUUCAUUACCUUGUGCUAAAGGGUUUGGAGUUCGGGAUCUGUUGUGCAGGUAUUGGUGUGAGCGCGCGGGGGGGCGGUUGGCAAUGCGGGGUCGGGUGGGGCAACGGAUAAUGGCUGAACGAGGGGGGGCCCACUCUACUCUACUGUACUAUAUUGUAUAAUGUAAGCACUCCCCCAUCGUCUGGUGAUCUGUGCGCUAACAUUUUGGGGGUUGAGGAUUUAUGAUGACGAUCGCUUCUCGGAUUUAUACGAGCUAUGUAACUCUACUCGAGUACUUUGUGCUAGAUCGCUUGAGAAUAGUCUACGGAUGGGGGACUAAUCCCGUGACCCGCUACAUCUUAUCAAUCCUCUUGGAUAUGUUCCCUAAUGUCUCUAUUAAUUGCGCAGACAUCACCUGCAUAACUACCUCCACAGCUACAACUUAUCAAAUGCUUUCGGGGGGCUAUAACUAUGAUACCUUACAACAUCUACCCAUCCCUUAAACCUUAACCACCUCCUAAAAUACAGACAGUAUUAAGCACUACCGCCCCCCAUCUCCCCAACCUCCUCCCCAACCCUUCUCAAUAUCUCAACACACCUCUCUAGGGCCUCCCCAAUCCUCUCCAAUUCCGGCCGCAUCUUUAGUAACUUCCCGGACAAUCUGUCCAGUACCCUGAGCAUACUCUGCACGGCUUCGAUCUUUUCCAGGGCCUCCGGGUCCUGCGGGAGCGUUGAGAGGGUGCCCAGGAUGGAUUGGGCGAGUGAUCUGCCGGCGGCUAUUGACUGGCGGAGGGUAGCGGCUGUGGCGGUGGUGGGUGAGUGUUGCAUCCUGUUGUCCGAGUGAGUAUUGCGCGCUCUACUUUAGUGUUGUGAAAGAGGUGCUGUGGAUAUGUGGUGUGAUCGAGUUCCUCUUCGGUUUAAGGUUCAGUUAAGUCGAGACUGAGGUGAAGGGGCAUUUGUGUUUAUACCUUUGGAUAUAGCGCGGAAAACUUAUGGUGAAAAGAUUAUCAAACGGGGGAUGUGGAUACGUUGCUUGUAAACAAAGUACUUUCAAAUUACGACUUAUAUUGCGCGUAUGAUAGUAGUAGUACUUAUGAACAGGGUCGCUGUUGUUGAGCAACAGGAGAUGUGAUGGCGGUGGAAGGAUGACCUUGGCGGGCAACCAAGACGAGAUCUCUUGGUGGAGGGAGGAGAUGAGAGUGGAGAUGUAUUGGUCUGUAUUGGUUCUAGCUGGGAAAAGACAUGCUUAUAUAGGUAUCCCUUCAAAUCCCUAGUUCCAUAAUCCAUAUUCCAUUCAACCACCAAACAUAUACCCUAACCAUAUACUUCAUCCUUUGUGGGAGACUAUGAUACAUCAGCCUAACAACCACUAUGCUCAGAACCAAGCUUAUGCUCAUGUCGCAUCAGCUGGUUAGUCACUAUGGACUUGUAAGAGCGUCAACUAUUCACAACAGUUGCAAAGGCCCUUCAGGUAUACCCACCCAGACCCUCAUUAUUUCCAAUAUAUAACCAACUCCGACUCUCGGGGGUCCAAGCAU
Tuber aestivum (summer truffle) is the source of this 2079-nucleotide messenger RNA. Lineage: Eukaryota; Fungi; Ascomycota; Pezizomycetes; Pezizales; Tuberaceae. The record is from the annotation of a GenBank genome assembly.